Messenger RNA from Caenorhabditis angaria, 4260 nucleotides. The record is from the annotation of a GenBank genome assembly. Lineage: Eukaryota; Metazoa; Nematoda; Chromadorea; Rhabditida; Rhabditidae.
AUGAUAUUUGUUUUUCUUCUCGUUUUUGGAGUAUCUAUUCUUGGAAACGUUGAUGGAGGAAUUAAUGAUAAAGAAACCAUGGCGAUAACUGAACUUCUAUCAAACGUGGAACUACCAGAACAAAAUUUGUGAGUUUAGUAAAAAAAAUCAGGGAAUAUAGUUUCUUGGAACUUAUUCAAUCUAUUUUUUUGGAAAUUCAUGAUAUACAUAAAGAUUAUUACAAAAGAGUUACAUGAACUAUUCAUUGUUUCUAAUUAUGAUUUUCAGAGCCUAGGUUUUUUUUAGUUUAGUCUAAAAACAUCUAAAAAAUUCGUGCUAUUCCAACUGAAAAUACUUUUCAAAAAAUAUCUCAUUUCAUAAAAAAAUAUGAAAGAUUUUCCUCCAAAGUAAAAAAUAUAACAAAAAAUGCGAAACUAUAUAUAUAUAUCCAAAGUCUGGCUGUCUGCGUCUCUCGAAUAUACACACUAUUUCUCUGUUUCGUGUCUGCGUCUCUCGGAUAUACACACUAUUUCUCUGUUCUGUAUUUCGAAUAUACAUAAGGCGAGCUUUGGACGAUAUAUUCUCGCAUUUUUUGAUAUGUUUUUUACUUUGGACAUCGCAUUAGAAAAAAUAUAGUUUAUGAACCCCCCUUUCCUCUUAAUAAAUAAAUCUGAUCUUUAGGUCUGAUCUUGCACACUCGCCAUCUCCGAUUUUCGAUGCUGAUACCUCACACGAUCAUAAAACACACGAACACCACGGCAUUCAAAUAGUGAACUUUCGAUGGGAUUACGUCAAGGAACCAUUUAUGCUCACCGCUUUUAUAAUCAUCAUUGGCAUUUUCAAACUUGGUGAGCGAUGUUUUGAUCUCACCGCCUUUUGAGAUAAAAAAUUUGAAACAUUAAAAACUUUAGCUUAUCAUCACACAAGAUACACUCGUAAACUCAUACCUGAGUCAUGUCUUCUCAUUUUGCUUGGCGUUCUUUUUGGCUUCUUUUUUGUGUGAGUUUUAUCGCAAUUUUAUUGUCGGAAGGAACGUUAUCAAAAAAUGAAAUAUUUCAGAGGUGAUGAAACACAUGCGUCAAUCAAAUUUCUGGAAUUCAACUCGAAAAUCUUCUUCUUCUAUCUUCUUCCACCAAUUAUUUUGGAAUCUGCAUAUUCUUUGAAAGAUCGAGCUUUUAUUGAUAACUUCGGAACAAUUGUAUUAUAUGCAGUUUUGGUGAGAAAACAUGACGUAAUCUUGGAAAAAAUAGAAAGUGAUGACAUAAAUAUAUAAUGAUGUAUUUUGUCAUUAUUUGAUAAGCCAUUUUCAGAUAGGUAAAGUUACGAAUUUUGUCAUUUUUAUGUAUGACAGUUAGGAAAAACAGAUAAGAAACUUGAUUGAGUAAUAACGAAAUUCCAAGUUAUUCGAAAUCGGACGAAAAAAAUUUUGGAAUUGAGUCGAAAGUUCCUUACAGAUAUUCUGAAGUUUGAUAAGGAGAUGUUCUGAAAAUUAGCCAAAGUUCAACCUUGAAAUUAACUAGACUUUUUUGUACCUUUAGGCUUUUUAAAAACAUUACAGGAUAUUCGAAGGGAUUUCUAGUUAUAAAAAAUCUGCAUUUAUUAAUUUCCAAAAAAAAAUCAAAAAUUUAAAAUUUUCUGAAAAUAAUUUUGCCCUUCUAAUUCGAGAUCUAAAGAUCAAGUUCUUUUCCAGGGAACUGUAUUGAACAUUGUAUUAAUCGGUGGAGGUUUGUUAUUUCUCGGAAGAAUCGGAGCAAUCAGUGGAUAUGAUUUGGCAGUUCUCGAUACCUUCGUUUUUGCCUCUCUUAUUGCUGCCGUCGAUCCUGUCGCAGUUUUGGCAGUUUUUCAAGAAGUUGGUGUCAACAAAAUGUUAUAUUUCAUGGUUUUCGGAGAAUCACUUCUGAAUGAUGCUGUCACAAUUGUUUGCUAUAAUUUGGCUAAUGAAUUUAAAGAAAUUCCCGAGUUCACAUUGAUUGAUGUAAGUUAUUUUCAAUUUAAUAAAAAACACUAAAAUCUCUUGGGUUUUAUAGUGUUUGAAAGGAUUUGCUGCAUUUUUGAGUGUUUCCUUGGGUGGUCUUACAAUUGGAAUGUUAUGCGGUGCAAUGACUUCAUUUAUGACAAGAUAUACCGAAAAUGUUCGAGUUGUUGAGCCAGUUUUCUUAUUUGGAAUGGCAUAUUUAUCAUAUAUUGGUGCUGAACUUUUCCAUUUUUCUGGAAUUAUUGCAUUAAUCACUUGUGGAUUGCUUCAAUCACAUUAUGCAAGAUAUAACAUCUCAUAUAAAUCUUCGACUUGUGUCACAUAUUUCACCAAAGUUAUCAGUUCAUCUUCAGAAUCUUUAAUCUUUAUUAUUCUCGGAGUUAUGCUUGUUAAUGAGAGAGAAUGGUUCUGGCAAGACUGGCAUCCAACAUUUUCAAUUUGGUCGGUUAUUCUUUGUGUUGUUGUCAGAUUUGCAGGUAAAUAACUGAUUUUUAUAAGUAUGAAGUUAAAAUAAAAAAGGAAAAUUGAUCUUUAGUAACAUUUGGGUUGACAUACAUUGUGAAUCAAUUCACUGGCGGAGUACGGUAUAUUUCAUUCCAAGAGCAAUGUAUUAUGGCUUAUGGGGGACUUCGAGGAGCUGUUUCUUUCUCAUUGGCAUUCAUGAUUGAAUCAGAGGCGAAGAAUACAAUUCUGUCGGCGACUUAUAUGGUUAUUUUGUUCACCGUAUUCCUUCAGGUUUGUAAAUGGAGAAUUGGGCUAAGAUUCUUGAUCACGGAGCGUAUUUCGCCAUUUUUUUUCGCUCAUUUUCACUAAAAUCUGGUCACAAAUUUUCCUAGCAUUUUAUUCAAUCAUUUCACUUCCAGGGAUCAACAAUGAAAUUUUUGGUAAAAGUUCUGAAAAUUGGCCUAGCUGGAAAAGAAGAGCACAAUGCCUUGUUUAUCGAAUUCAACAAAGGAAUGAUCGAACAUUUAUCUCAAGGAGUCGAAGAUCUUUGUGGUUACAAAAAUUACAACUGGAUUGUGAGUUUCUCCCCACUUCAUUGCAUCUAAUUUUUUUUUUGAAUUUCAGAAUCAAUGCAGUGCAUUUUCCAAGAGAUUCGUUCGACCAAUCCUUGAGAAAAAGUAUAAUGAGAGAAGUAGAAGAGAAGGCAAAUUGGUUGAAUUGGAUCGCGCUUUUACUAUGAAGUGAGUUAAACAUAAUUUGAGGAUUCAAAAAAAAAUUUAAAUUUUUUUAGAGAAGCUAUGAUUAGCAGUCCUUCACAAAGUUCAUUCAAGAGACAACAAACUUUUGACGAGAUGGCUGAAUCGUGAGUUUUUUUUAUCCGAAACAUUUAUUCUGAAAAUAAAACUUUCUUUCCAGAGGUCAUAUUCCAAUGGAUCUUCUUGACGACGAUCAUCAUCACAUUCCUACACGCGAGGAAGUUGAUAAAAAAGCGGAAGAACUCACAAAAGAUUUGACAGCAGUUAGAAAAUUGAUGACAGAUGGCGACGUAAGAUUUUUCACUUCAUUGUUUUUUCUUCAAAAUUCUCGUUCCAGUUUUUCGUUGAUCGAAAUUUGACACAUGAAGAAGAAAAGGAACAAAAAGAGAAGAACAAGUUGCAAAAUUUGCAAUCGAGAGCAAAGAAAAUGUGGAAAGAGUUAGUGAUUUUUAGGUAAUUUAUGUUGAUUAUAAGUGGGGUUUUUUAAAGAAAGAAGAGAAGCAGUGUUUUCGGACGGAAGAAAUCAACUCGAGCAAAGGCAACACAACAAGGAUUGCUUCAUUCCGCUAUUCCGACGUUAGGUGUUCAUCAUUCUGUAUCAGAAGAUGGACAAAGUAGUUCAGGUUAGUUGAAUAAUUUAAAUUCUGGGAAAAUUGCGGGAAAUCUCUAGAACUUGGAAAAAAAAGAGUAAUUUUGAAUCGAAUAAAGUUGUAUCUAAACCGAAAUAUUUAAAACUAAUUACCGUAAUCAUCCAUUUCUGAAAACUUCCCUGAUUCAACAAUUUCUUUCAAAAAACCCCCCAAAAAAUGCAUAAUCUCUGCAUUGUUUUCUCGCCGAUAAAAAAUUCCUUACAUGUGUUUUUGUCAUGUGAAAAAAAAUUCGAUUUUUCUCGUCUAGCGAACAUAAAUUCACGAAACAACAAUUUUUAUGGAUUUUCCAUUAAUGGCAAAUAAUAUUUUGAAUAUUAUGAGAAAAUCACUGUACUAAUUCAGAAACAUUUCAGCUCGAGUUUCGAUUGAAGAUGAAGAAUCUGGAUUAACAAUGAGUCAUAACGCAGAGGAGCAUCCAUUGGUAACAAUUAACGAAAAUGAUGAAGCGAAAUUCUAA